UUUUGAUCCAAAAUUUCUCCAAUGUUAAAAGAUGGAAGUCAUCUUUCAUGGACGAAUCAGCCUUCAUUUCUAGAAAUUCUUCCCGAACUUCUUCUGGUAAUUGUGACACAUCGACAACAAAUGGAUUUCUUGUCAUGUGCCAUGUCUCGAUAGUAUCGGCGAAGUUCAUCUUUCAGCGCUUGCAAAUGAGGUUUUAUGUCAGCUUUUAAAUUUGAGUCCGGUAUGUUAUUUUUAAUUGCUUCAAACAGCC
Acanthoscelides obtectus is the source of this 250-nucleotide messenger RNA. The record is from the annotation of a GenBank genome assembly. Lineage: Eukaryota; Metazoa; Arthropoda; Insecta; Coleoptera; Chrysomelidae.